AUGUGUGAAACAUACCCUGGACUUGACAUCUUAUCUGCUCAAAAAGUGAAACGGCUCCUUCGUGACACAAAAAUCGAAGUGGAGCCCACCGUACAUUCAAGUGCUCAGUGUACCAGUCCAGUCAGUUCAUCAUUCAUCCCGGUGGAGCGUUUGAAAGGCAUCGCGCACAAUACGGAAUUCGGGAACGAUGCUAUCCCAUACGCAAUCAAAGAUCACGCAGACGAAGAUUUCAAUAGUAGCCAACGCCUGCAGGCGAUGGGUUUUAUAGGCGAACACUCUGCAAUAGCAUGGCUCUUUGAAAUUAAACGCCGUCUUGCAAAGAAGACCACUCCCAAACCUGGGGACACAGCUCGCCCGCCAUCAAUCAGCGCGAUGAACUAUUUUCGGAACGAGGCCAAGGUCGAGACCCACGAAGACGAUAAUCAAUGGACCCUGCCACCCAAAGAGGCGGCAGAUCGGCUUAUUGACCAUUAUUUCCGUGCCAUUCACCAUGAGUUUCCGGUUAUUGGGAAGUUAACGUUCUGCUGGCAAUAUCAAACCUACUUCUCAAAUCCCAACGCCAGGCCUGGGAGGCGGUGGGUGGCCCUAUUGAAUCUCGUGUUUGCGAUUGCUGCGAAAGUCUCCUCAUUAGCAAGUGAGUCUCAUAGGGAGAACCCUGAACGCCACGCAAUCUACUUUUCACGGGCCUGGCGAUUAGGCAUUCAUCACGUUGCAUUGGAGAACUAUCCAGAUAUACAGCAGGUGCAAGUGGAAGCUCUUGCGGCAUUUUAUUUUCUUUGUGUGGGAGAUAUCAAUAGGGCAUGGCGAAUGCUUGGCACAGCUUUUCAAUCCGCGGUGGCAAUGGGGCUUCACCUCCGCAAUUCGGCAAAUGAAGUCCAAUUCUCAUCAAAAGAGAUUCGCUAUCGCGUGUGGUGGGCACUUUUCGUGAUGGAUUCCUUGUUGCAAGUGAUCACUGGCCGCCCACCCAAAACCAACACAAAUUUCUGUACCACGCCGCUACCGAUUCCUUUCCGUGAAGAGGAUCUGGUACAAGGCUCUAUAAGGCACCUCCUCACUGACCUGCACGCACGGAACCAAUUUCUGAGACGGUUUCUUUCUUUUACUGGAAUGGCAGACCGUGCGACAGGUUUAACGCCAUCAGACUGUACACAGAUCGCUGGUUCUGAGUGGGAUAAGGCGUUAUCAGAUGAGCAAACUACAAAAGGGGUGACCGAUUACGUGUCUUCUACGACCUCUACGACCCCUAAGCUCUCACUAUUCUUUGUUCACGCCGUGGACUUAGCGCAUCUGACACACAAGGUUAUCGAGGUCUUGUACUCUCCGGAGCCAGCUCAGAGGUCCUCGUCGGAUCUUGAGAUCCUGAUCUCAAGCUUCAAUGAUUCAGUCGAUGGAUGGCUUUUAUAUCUCCCACAAGAAUUUAAUUUCACCAGAGCUACAAUAUGCGGUCUUUCUCGGCACAGACUGUAA
Penicillium malachiteum is the source of this 1467-nucleotide messenger RNA. RefSeq names its product fungal specific transcription factor domain-containing protein. Gene Ontology annotation, molecular function: zinc ion binding; DNA binding. The transcript is spliced from 2 exons. Gene Ontology annotation, biological process: DNA-templated transcription. The coding region runs from base 1 to 1467 and encodes 488 amino acids. The record is from RefSeq and is a predicted model, not a curated record. Lineage: Eukaryota; Fungi; Ascomycota; Eurotiomycetes; Eurotiales; Aspergillaceae.